AUGGCCAUAAUCGAGGAACGCUUGGACACUGGAGGAAUCGCCCACACUCAACUCGUUAAUGGCAUAGUUAAAGCGACGAAGUCAAGUCGACCUGAACACGGAGAUAGACAUGUUGGAAUGGUGUAUAUAGUCGACCUUUUAACUCGGAUGUUCCUACCGUCAGGAUAUCCCAAUAGUGUUUCUCCAGAUUAUCUUCGUUAUCAAAUUCUAAAUGCACUGCAAGCGUUUUGUAACUCGUUAGCUGGGAUGUUGUCAUCGAGGGCCAUCUUACAAGGAUUUGGUGUAGGGGAUCCCACUGCCUCAGCCACCAAGGCACUUCUACUUACAGUGUUACAAGAUGUCUUCGGUCGACUGACGACCAUACUGUCCGCACAUCUAAUUGGGUCUUCUCUUUAUCCAGAAGCAAAAACCUAUCGGCUGCUUGCAGAUGUAUUAAACGACACGGCGGUGAUUCUGGAUACCCUGUCCCCGUUCUUCAACACGUUCUCUAUUCCUGGUCUUCGUGUUGCUUCUCUCUGUCUGAGCGCUAUUUUCAAAUCUCUCUGCUCCAUCUGUGCUGGAGGCUCCAAGGCCGCAAUUGCGGUACACUUUGCUACCCCUAUUUCCGGUAAAGGCGAUGUAGGUGAUCUCAAUGCGAAAGAUGCCAGCAAAGAAACUGUGCUCGCUCUUUUCGGCAUGCUGCUUGGAACAUUAAUUGUUCCAUAUGUGUCGUCGCCUUUAUCGACACACAUCCUACUCUUCAUUCUUGUCAGCCUCCAUCUUGGGAUAAACUACGUCGGCGUACGUUUGCUUAUACUGCGUUCACUCAACCGACAGCGACUGGCAAUUGCGUGGCAAAUGUUUGACGGUUCUGUAAAAGGUCACGCCCCUGAGCCAUCCGAGGUUGCGCCCCUUGAGCGCAUAUUCAACUUUUCGGAUUUUGUCUAUGAGAUCAAUAGCACCAGAAUUCGUUGGCACAUAAAGGUCGCGACUUUAAAUGUCCUUUCUGUUUAA
Messenger RNA from Psilocybe cubensis, 993 nucleotides. RefSeq lists its product as uncharacterized. The record is from RefSeq and is a predicted model, not a curated record. NCBI's taxonomy places the organism in Eukaryota, Fungi, Basidiomycota, Agaricomycetes, Agaricales, Agrocybaceae. The transcript is spliced from 6 exons. The coding region runs from base 1 to 993 and encodes 330 amino acids.